AUUCGGUGCCCCCACUCCCAACACUGAAUAUCAAGAGAGAGAGAGAGAGGGUGAGAGAGAGAGGAGCUUUAGACAUUCGCAUUGAGCAUUUCUCAGAUAAUCUGGAGGGAAAAUGGCGUCGGCGUUGAGAUCCGCUAUACUGCGCCACGUUCGGGUACCUAUAUCCCAGUCCUUGUCCCUGAACGGAUCCCGACUGACGGCGGUCCGAUCGAUGUCGUCGCACGGCGACGAUCAUCUCGACAAGAAGGAAGUAGUCGACCGAGUUCUCGACGUUGUUAAGAGCUUUCCCAAAGUCGAUCCUUCUAAGGUGACUCCUGACGUUCAUUUCCAGAAGGAUCUGGGCUUGGAUAGCUUAGACACUGUAGAGAUUGUAAUGGCCCUCGAGGAAGAGUUUAAGCUGGAAAUUCCAGACAAGGAAGCUGAUAAAAUUGAUUCCUGCCCUCUUGCAAUCGAAUAUAUUUUCAACCAUCCUAUGGCUAGCUAAUAUACUAAUGGUUCACUGUUUUGGGGUUUUCAUCUCAUUACAGCAACAAGAAAUUGUAUCCAGUCUUUGCUUGUCUGUGGGAUGCCGCAGAAAUUUGAUCUAGGAUGGCAAAUAAUUUACCCUUUUUGAUAAUAGGUGUCCCUAAGUGGAGUUGAUUGUAAGUCUCUACUUGUAUUGUUUUGACAAGAUGCUGUUGUUCCUUUGUUUUUUGUAGAACCUUUCACUACAAACUGAAAUGUCAGCAAUAAUCAAGAAAUGAUAGUCGAAUACU
Sesamum indicum (sesame) is the source of this 755-nucleotide messenger RNA. It is a transcript of the gene MTACP-1, whose product is annotated as mitochondrial acyl carrier protein 1. Gene Ontology annotation, biological process: fatty acid biosynthetic process. The record is from RefSeq and is a predicted model, not a curated record. Gene Ontology annotation, molecular function: acyl binding; acyl carrier activity. Gene Ontology annotation, cellular component: mitochondrion. Lineage: Eukaryota; Viridiplantae; Streptophyta; Magnoliopsida; Lamiales; Pedaliaceae.